Messenger RNA from Suillus fuscotomentosus, 717 nucleotides. RefSeq lists its product as uncharacterized. Lineage: Eukaryota; Fungi; Basidiomycota; Agaricomycetes; Boletales; Suillaceae. Bases 103 to 657 code for a protein of 184 amino acids. The record is from RefSeq and is a predicted model, not a curated record. The transcript has a single exon.
GCCGAUAUUACGUCGUAUGGAUUGACAUCCUUGUUGCCAUGCUCAUCCAAAGAUGACAUCCGGGCAUCGAUCUCGUCGCUACAAGUUGCUGAGGAAGAGGGGAUGGCUUUAAACUUAUAUAACAAACUUCAUGAGGCAGACCCCGUCGACUUCUCAAACCAGCGGUUAUAUCUGCCUUGCAUCAAGUUCCGUCUCACCAAUAUCCAGCGGAGGCACGAUCAAGAUGAAGAAAGAUAUUUCACAUAUGACUUGAGGGCAAAGGGGCUUCGUGACUUGCUCAUCAUCACAGACAAAGAACUCAUGUACUCGCAAAAAACUAAAUUCUUCCUCGUCCGUCCCUGGGACUGUCGUCUCCUCGAACUGCUUGACCAUUCGAGCGAUACGGAGAGCAUCGACAAUCUAUCCUGUUCCCCAUCCCCAUCAGAUUCACAUGGCGGGUUCCCUGGAGAUGACGAGUCGCUUGGUUCGGAAUCGGGCGAACAAGCGUUACAAUUGAUUGCUCACCUCAAACAGCCUUUCAGGGCAUUUUUGCUAAUGCACAAACGCGCCAAAGAAUACACGAGAAUCGUACCAGAAUAUGAUAUCAUUGCACAAGUCGAAGAAACGACUUCUAUCCAAAACAUGACGAAAUGGGUCAAGAGAGUAGAAGUGGUGUAGCUUUGAAGAGUAGAGGAAUUUUCAGAUACCCUUUCCAUGCUGCUAUAGACGCUCCUCCCG